AUGGCGACAUGUACUCAAACACAGGUGGCCGUGCCGCCAUCUGUGACUCUCGCGACUGGCGAUACUACUCCUCGACAAUUGCUAGAGUACACCAGCGCCAAUCAGUCUACCGAAUCUGUUGACGACGCACCUCGAAUGUCUCUAUUCCGCAAGAUAACCGUGAUUGUACAACUCUCGGGCGUCAACUUUUCUUCAAGCGCCGUCAAUGGUCUUGUCGUCGUGGGCUUACCUACCAUCACCGCUGAUCUCAAAUUGGAUCCUUCUUUGGCAUUUUGGCCAACAUCUGUCUCAAACCUGGCCAAUGCUUCCACAAUCUUGCUUGCUGGAUCUGUGGCAGACUCGAUUGGACCACGAGCCGUCAACCUCACCGGUGGUAUAGUUACCGGUGCCUUCAUACUCGCCGCAGGAGUUUGUAAGACAGGGCCCCAACUGGUUGUCAUGCGUGCCUUACAGGGUGUCGGUUAUGCCAUGCAUCUGGCGUCGUCCGUUGCUAUUGUCAGUCAUACACUUCCACGUGGAAGGCCUCGAAAUGUUGCAUUCUCUUGUCUUGGUUUGAGCCAGCCGUUGGGCUUCUCGUUUGGCCUAGUACUCGGAGGUAUCCUCCAAGACCUCAUCGGCUGGAGAGCAGCUUGGUACAUUUACGGUGGCUUAACGCUUGCGCUCUCUGGUGUUGCCACUUGGGCUUUGCCAACGUCGCACUAUGAAAGAACAUUUAGGGGCACGAUGCACAAUUUUAAGGAGAGGGUAGAUUGGGUUGGCGCAUUGCUUGCGUCUAUCUUCAUGGCAUUGCUAUCCUACCUAUUUGCCACCAUCAGUGUGGAUCUUAAUAGAAUCCGAAACCCAGAGACGAUUGUGUUUGUUUGCCUGAUUGCCAUUGCACUACCGCUCUUUGUUGGUUGGGUCCAUCGACAAGUCAAGCUUGGUAAACCAGCCCUCAUUCCAAACUCUCUCUGGAAGAAUACUGCAUUUUCCAGUAUUUGCGGCACAGUGGCUAUUUCGUUUGGUGUGACGACAUCAAUGGAGCUCUUCGCUAGUUUGUUCUUCCAAGAGGUUCAGCAUCUUUCUGCUCUUCAAACUGGUCUGAGAAUCAUGCCAAGUUUACUAGUUGGAGUUGUUCUCAACUUCACUACUGGUUUAUUUGUUGAUAGAGUUCCCGUACUCUGGAUGGUGACAGCAUCAUCCAUCAUUUGUUCAGUUGCACCACUGUUGAUGGCCGUAAUCAAGGUACAAUCGCCGUACUGGACCAAUGCAUUUAUCGCGCAGCUGCUGGCCCCUGUGAGCACUGAUGUUCUCUUCACAGUAGGUCUCAUCAUUAUUUCGGACAACUUCCCGGAUGACACGCAGGCGUUGGCGGGCGCUGUGUUUAACACGGCAAACCAACUCGGCCAGGCGCUCAUCUUGGGCAUAAUGCAGAUUGUUUCAACGCUCGUCACCAAAGACCACAGCGACAAGAGUUUGCCAAUGGCGAGGCUAGAGGGCCUGAGGGCAAGCUUCUGGGCCAUGUUUGGAUUCAUGAUGUUAUGCACUUUGUGGGGAGCUAUUGGUCUACGAAGGACUGGAAAAGUUGGACUCAAACGUGAUUAA
Messenger RNA from Pochonia chlamydosporia 170, 1584 nucleotides. RefSeq lists its product as hypothetical. Gene Ontology annotation, biological process: transmembrane transport. Bases 1 to 1584 code for a protein of 527 amino acids. The record is from RefSeq and is a predicted model, not a curated record. The transcript has 3 exons. Gene Ontology annotation, cellular component: membrane. NCBI's taxonomy places the organism in Eukaryota, Fungi, Ascomycota, Sordariomycetes, Hypocreales, Clavicipitaceae. Gene Ontology annotation, molecular function: transmembrane transporter activity.